Molecule: messenger RNA, 555 nt
Organism: Ophidiomyces ophidiicola
Lineage: Eukaryota; Fungi; Ascomycota; Eurotiomycetes; Onygenales; Onygenaceae
Exons: 1
Coding region: 1-555 (184 amino acids)
Source: RefSeq, a predicted model, not a curated record
AUGUCGGAACAAUUCUUAAAUACUUCCAAACCAUCUUCAACCACCCCCAUUCCCAAUCCGUCCGAUGUCGACAGAGGGCCACCAGUAAGGAACCUCGAGCUCUCCAUCGAGCCAGGGUCAGUAUACCUGGUCUUGUUCAACAUGGGCAGCAUCAAAAACUUUCACUGGUCACUUGUCGUUGCAACAACUGAGAGAACCGGUAUGAUGUACCACAAUACGAAUACUAGUGGGGCCUUUAAAUUUGAUCCUUAUCUUCAUCCGCACCUUUUAAACUCGGUCACUUUUUUGCUGGCACUGAAAUUUGCGGAAAUUACCUCAUACGACCGAGAAUUCCACCAGUACUUCGCGAAUACUCUUAGCAAAAUUUCCACUGAAAAUCGUACAUGUCGACCAUGGGCGUUGGAGGCAAUUUAUGAGACCGCAGACUUAGGGCUCAUCAAGUUCGCCCCCAGCCGGUCAGAAACCAGCCUACUUGCAACGGAAGCCGUACUUUUGGUGGAUGCCGAUGAAUCAAAAACGCCCAAAGUCUUAGUUAGCAAAUAUUUCGCCAAAUGA